Molecule: messenger RNA, 597 nt
Organism: Darwinula stevensoni
Lineage: Eukaryota; Metazoa; Arthropoda; Ostracoda; Podocopida; Darwinulidae
Source: the annotation of a GenBank genome assembly
CCCUCCAGGGUCGUAAAGGACUACAUGCUCUUCCGCUUCUUCCUGAACCGAGCGAACAUGCUGAGCGAGGCCUUCCAGACGAUGAAGGCCGGAUACGUGGCCUAUCUGACCGGGAGCACCAAGACCCCGCCGCGGUGGAGGUUCUGCGUCAAGUACGUGAUCGGGAAUCUGGGGGUGGCGCUCGCGGCGCCCUUCAUCCGGCGGUACUACGAUCACGAGAGUCAGAAUGAGGCUCAGGAGCUGGUCGCCCAGCUGAGAGACGAGUUCCAGGAAUUGAUCGAGGACCUCUCCUGGAUGGACGCGGAGACGCAAGACGCCGCGAGGAGGAAAGUCCACGCCAUGUCCUUCCACGUCGGAUUCCCUGGGGAGAUCUUCAACUUCACCGAAGUCGACGGGGAAUACGAUCAGGUGAAGAUGGACCCGUGCUGCUUCUUCAACAACCAGUUCCAGCACCUCAGCAACAACGUGAAGAACGAGAUGAAGUUCUACGGGAAGCCGGUGAACAAGACCAGGUGGAACGUCUCCCCCACCGUCGUCAAUGCAUUCUACAACCGACACAAGAAUCAAAUGGGUCCGUCGCAUUAUCAUUUCAGAUAG